GAUGUAUUGAAUUGGGCCUUGGGGGCAAACAAGGCCCAAAUUAAAUAUAGAAUGGGCCAUAUAUGCCGACCCUAAAUACGGAUCCAAUCCAUUAUUCCCUCAUCGGCGAUUCGCCGGUUAUACGAAACUGCAGCCAAGUAGCCCAACACUCUCAUUCGGAAAAUGCUGAUUUGCUGACAUUUGAUGGAAACCUCCGCUCGCGACGGUGUUCGCCGGCUCCAACGUUAAAACGCAUUUCCUACCACCAAAAAGUUGUUCGCAUAUGGCAACUAGGCGAAAUAUUCGCUACAGCCGUCUUCCCACAGACGAAGGUGAUUAUGAUUAUGAUGAUCGGCCAGGGACAAAUAAUCACAGAUAUGACUAUGUUCCAAAAUCAUAUGAGAAAGUCCCAUGGAAAUCAAUUGGCCUAGCAUGUUUCCUACUCUGCCUUGGCUGUUUGCUUCUUCUCAUCUCAUUCUUCAUCUACACUGGCCACAUGGGUGGAGAGCUAUCGCAAGCUUAUGGCUUGUGUGCACUAGGGGUCCUUUCCUUCAUCCCAGGCUUUUAUGAGACCCGGAUUGCUUAUUAUUCUUGGAGAGGUGCCCAAGGCUACCGCUUUUCUCUGAUCCCUGAUUAUUGAGGCAUUCUUUUUCUCUUUCGACUUUUGAUCAUUGAAGUCCCACUGGACAUCAUCCAUUAUGAUUUGGAGGUGGUUUUUGUACCUUCAUAAAGAUGCAUAACUAAUCACAAUUGUUCCAUAACUUGAAGUGUUGAUGUCUUGCUGAUGCUCAGGCAUUCAGACCAUUUUUACUAUUUUCUUGUUAACAAGGGAAAAAAAAAUGAAAAUGCAGAAACUCCCCAAUGGUGGAGCUGUCUCAUUGUGAUUUCAGUUCGAUUUUGUCUAGAUUGGCCGCGUCCUCCAACCAGUUUUGUAGACGGGGGUUUUGGUUUUAGUGUUAAAAGCUAUAGGUUAUGUUUAUUUCCAUUCUCUAUUACUCCCCUUUUAUCAUUCUGCAUUCUAUUUUCUAGUUUUCAAAUGUGUAGUUAUUAGUAAACUGUAAACAUAUCCUUUUUCCUUUCUCCAAUUAUUCAUUUCUCCGCUUAGUAAACUCAUUCCUCAAGUUGUAAUCUUACACGAUUUUCUUUA
Messenger RNA from Ipomoea nil (Japanese morning glory), 1126 nucleotides. Its product is annotated as transmembrane protein 230-like. The coding region runs from base 263 to 619 and encodes 118 amino acids. The transcript has 3 exons. Lineage: Eukaryota; Viridiplantae; Streptophyta; Magnoliopsida; Solanales; Convolvulaceae. Gene Ontology annotation, cellular component: endomembrane system. The record is from RefSeq and is a predicted model, not a curated record.